AUGGGUGAUCUCCACUUCUUCCUUGGAAUUGAAGUUAUACGCUGCCCGAAUGGUUUAUUCCUUAGCCAACACAAGUAUGCGAUGGAUAUAUUAGAACGCACAAAGAUGACUUGUUCCCGUUAUAUUCAUACUCCUCUUGCUACAAAACAUGAGCUUCAUGAUACCGGAGGUCCUCCUGUUGAUGCCUCUGAGUUCCGAAGUACAGUUGGUUCCCUGCAAUACUUAACUCUUAUUCGCCCUGAACUUGCCCAUGCAGUUAAUCUCCUCUGCCAGUUUAUGCAACACCCUUGUGCCACUCAUUGGACUGGUGUCAAGCGAGUACUCCGCUACUUAGCAGGAGCUACACAGCUUGGCCUUCGCAUCACUGCAAAAUCCUCUCUCAAUCUAGUCGGUUUUUUCGAUGCAGAUUGGGGUGGUUGUCCUAUCACGCGAAGAUCAACGACAGGUUUGUGUGCAUUUCUAGGUUCUAAUUGCGUCUCGUGGGCUUCUAAGAAACAAACAACUGUGGCAAAAUCUAGCGCUGAAGCAGAAUAUAGGUUAUUGGCCUCUUUGGCUGCGGAGCUAAGAUGGAUCACAUAUAUACUUAGCGACAUUGGCAAUUCCUUACUCAGUCCUCCUCUUCUUUACACUGAUAAUAUUUUCGCAAUGCACUUGACCAAGAAUCAUGUUCUCCACGCUUGUACAAAACACAUUGAGCUUGAUUACCACUUCGUGAGGGAAAAGGUUGCCCAAGGUGCCAUGGUCACAAAGUUUGUUCCUUCACAGCUCCAAGUCGCCGAUGUGUUCACCGAACCACUGACAAAGGCUCUUUUUUUAUUCUUUUGGACCAAGCUUGGCGUUGUGCAAUUACCCACCUCCAGCUUGCGGGGGAUGAUGAAGAUACAAGUUAACAUAUUAGUGACAAGGGUUAAUCUAGCCGCCACAUAUAUAGGAGAGUCCUAA
Solanum tuberosum (potato) is the source of this 942-nucleotide messenger RNA. RefSeq lists its product as uncharacterized. The coding region runs from base 1 to 942 and encodes 313 amino acids. The transcript has a single exon. NCBI's taxonomy places the organism in Eukaryota, Viridiplantae, Streptophyta, Magnoliopsida, Solanales, Solanaceae. The record is from RefSeq and is a predicted model, not a curated record.